Molecule: messenger RNA, 4161 nt
Organism: Closterium sp. Yama58-4
Lineage: Eukaryota; Viridiplantae; Streptophyta; Zygnematophyceae; Desmidiales; Closteriaceae
Source: the annotation of a GenBank genome assembly
AUGCAGUCGUUGACGGCUGUAGGGGCCUCGCAGGGCGACGUCGGAGGCCGACGAAGUGGAUUGGCGCCGAUGUCGGCGACUCACGUGACGACGGGGGGAAUCGCGCCGAGCUACGGCUACUUCAAGUUUACACCGGAUAGGAAUCCUCACCUGGAAGGAAGCCAUCGAGCCUCAGCUGGAGAUGGCCGGGCUGAUGGGCUUCGCCGCCGGCACCCAACGCCGUCGGAGAACAAUCCCGACUUGCGUGCGGAGUUUCGCGUUGUGCAGCUGCUGACCUUCACGGUCAUUUCGCGGUGCUGCUCGCCGGGCGUGCAGAUCGCCUUGAAGCCGUGUAGGGACUACCUGGACGCCGGCCACCAGGCGUGGCACUUCAUCGAGUCGACGUACCAGGUCACCGACGACCUGUACAUCGGCCAGCUCGAGGAGCAGAUGACGCAUCUGCGGAUGGGCGACCAGGAGACUGCGACCGAUUACUGCAACCGGGCUCGGCGACUUCUCGCCACCAUGAAAAUGUCCGGCGUGCAGUACUCCACGGCGUCGUAUGUCACGCACGUCCUGAAGGGACUCCCAAGCAGCUACAACCUGCUGAAGCGGCUGUCGGUGGUGCCGAGCACGCGGGCAACGCUGAACGAGGACUCCUCGACCUCGUACAUCCUGCGGGACGAGGCGAUGCAGGAAGCUGAGCGGUCCUCGGAGCUCCUGCCGCAGGUGAACUACGCCGCCCCGGCGAAGCAUAGUGGCCGACCGGGACAGCGUGGUCAGCCUGGCGGCGGUGGUAGCAGUGGCGGGAAGCCGGGGAGGGACGCCGACAAGACGAAGUUGGCCAAGGACGGCGGUCGCGGAGGAGGAGGUCGGCGUCGGGAGUGCUGGAUUUGUCACAGCCGUGACCACCUCUCCUUUGAGUGCCCCGACCAAAGUGAGUCCGACAAUGAUGACGCCAAGGGAGGUCGUGGAAGGUCGGCCAGCCGUCGUCCACGUCGGGAAAGCAAGCCGCGCAAGGAGAAGCAGUCGAACAAGUCGACCUCGGCGAAGGACGCCGACUCCUCUGCUAGCGGCAAGGGGCGAGGCGACGGGGAGGCGUCGUGCUCGCUGGUCGGCGUCAUGGAGCCGACCGUCUCGCUGGCGCCGAAGGCCGGCGAGAAUUUCCAGGCGGUGGCAGCAGCCGUGCAGGCGAACCCGGCGGUGGUCCUGCUCGACAGCGGCUGCUCACAUCACCUGAUGGGGACGAAGGAGGUCUUCGUCGACCUGCAGCCGAGCGACAACAUUAAAUACGUGCGCGGCUUCAGUGGGGCGCUGCAGGACAUCAAGGGACGGGGCACUGUUGCGCUACAAGGGGAGGUCGGAAAGCGGGUGCUCAUCCCCGAUGUGUUGUACGUCCCGAGCAUGCAUGCGAACUUGCUGUCGGCCGGUCAGCUGAAGGAGAACAGCGUGGAGCUGCAGGCCGACGGCAACAGGAUGCUGCUCAUCUCGGCAACCGGCAACGUCCUCGGCCGAGCAACCUGGCGCGGCACAGUUUCCCCGACAAAGGCGAGGACGCCCGAGGACGCCCUGGCCGUCGUGCACAUCGACCUGUGCGGGCCGUUUCGUGUGGCCGCCAAGGAUGGCAGCUUGUACUUCCUGCUGCUGAAGGACCGCAAGACCCGCUACGUGUGGGUGAAGCCGGUCGCCAGGAAGUCCGACGUGCUGCGGGAGUUCGCGCAGUGGCUGGUGUUGGUUGAGCGGCAGGCAAAGAAGCCGGUGCUGCAGCUGCAAUCAGAUCGGGGAGGGGAGUUCCUUGGGAAAGAGUUCACCGCCUUCAUGGACGGCAAGGGGAUUAUCCACGACCUGACCUGCCCGUACACCCCGCAGCAGAACGGCAUGGCGGAGCGGGAGAUGAGGACGGUGGUGGAGUCGGUGCGGACGAUGCUGUUGCACAUGGGCGUGCAGCACCACUGGUGGCACCUCGCCCUGCGCCAGGCCGUUUGGCUGAAGCCAAAGGACCUAUGGGGUCUCCACCUCGGCGUGUCGGAGGAGAGCAAGGGCUGGGAGCUCCUCGACCUCGCCGACAACCAGGUGGUCACCACGUCGGACGUGGUGUUCUACGAAACCAUGUCGCUGGAGGUGUGGAAGUCGAUGCACGGGCCGGCGUUGGGGCGGCCGCUGGCUACCUCGCCGUCGGACACCUCCACCGCGACACUCCCCCUGCUCGCCGAGGUCAGUGAGCGUGCUGAUGAGGACGCCGAGGAGGUCGUUCCUCCUCCCGUCGCCGUUCCGCAUGCGCUGACACCGACGUCGGCCUCCGGCGAUGAGGGGAGCAGUGGGGCGUCUCCUGUGGCGCCGACCACGGGCAUCGCCGGUGGCCGACGAGACGUGAACCAAGUCGGCGUGGAUGCAGAGCAGCAGGCCGAGGAGCCAAUGCCGUCACAGGGGGCGGCUGUAGGGAAGCUGCCGACAGGGGAGCAGAGGACAAUGGAGCCGACAGGGAAGCUGUCAGCAACAAGGAUGUCAGUGGGGGAGCCGACAAUAGGGGAGAAGUCCGCUGAGACGCCGGCUUUGGUGCAGCGGGACGCCGAGGACUGUGAAGCCGGUGAAGCUAAAGGGGAGCAGUCAAACGACGGGCAGUCCACUGACAGUGAUGUGGUGGAGGUCAAGCCUGGGCCACGGCGUACAGGCCGAAUUCGGAGGCCGCCCGACUUCUUCGUCCCGGCCGCCUUCACCACGGUGUAUGACAUCGACGACGACGACCUGGCGUACGACGACGCCGAGGAGGAUGAGGACCUGCCGGAGCUCGACCCUGACAUGCACGCCGACCCCGAGCACCGUUGGGACAUCUCCACGAUGACGGUGAAGGAGGCGCUGGCGAGCUGGAAGGGCAAGGCAGUGAAGGCCGCAAUGGACGAGGAGAUACAGAGCCUCAUCGCGAACGGCACGUGGCAGCUCGUUGAGCGGCCUCCCAGCGUCAACAUUAUGAAGAACCGGUGGGUGUUGACGACGAAGUACCGCAUCGAUAACAUCGUAGAGCGCAAGAAGGCGAGGCUAGUCGUGAAAAGCUUCACGCAGGUGUAUGGCACCGACUACGACGAGACGUACGCGCCGGUGAGCAGCUACGUCACGCUGAGGAUCUUCCUCAGCAUCGUCGCCGUCCUCGACCUCAACCUGAUGCAGCUGGACAUGAAGAAUGCCUUCCUGCAGAGCAAGCUCGACUGCGUGCUUUACAUGUGCCAGCCGGACCGGACUACUUCCACGACGGGACCGGCGCUCAACAACGUGCUGGUAGGCGCCGGAUGGAAGAAGAGCCAGGUCGACGAGGCUCUGUACUUCAAAGUCGGCGUCGACAAGGUGGCCUGUUGGGUGCUGGUCUACGUCGACGACCUGCUCGCCGCCAGCAGCAGCACCGCGAUGCUGAGGGAGCUGAAGGAGCUGCUGGAGGCCACCUUCGAGCUGCGCGAGAUUUCGCCAGUGCAGAAGUACCUCGGCCUGGAGAUCGUGCGCGACAGGCCGGCGAGGAAGCUGUGGCUGCACCAGCAGGGCUACGCCGACAAGCUGCGUAGGCGUUUCAUCGACGAGGAGCAGGGCGGUCGGACCCCGAAGACGCCGGUCUCGGUCGACGCCUACGCCAAGCUCACCUUCGACGACGAGGAGGCGCAGGAGCGACAGGAGGAGGAGUACCGGCAGAAGGUCGGCUCGCUGCAGUUCGCGGCGACGACGACGAGGCCGAACAUCGCCUUCGCCUGCAGCAAGCUGGGGAGCGGCCUCACGGUGAGGAGCGACCAACACUGGCGCGAGGUUGACCGCUGCCUCGCCUACCUCGCCAACACGCGCGACACCGCCCUGGAGUUCGGCAGUGGUCUGGGGUCGCUGGAGCUUGUCGGCUACGUGGACGCCGACGACGCCAGCGACAAGCAGAACCGGACGAGCACGGGCGGCUACGUGUUUGUCUACGGAGGGGCCGCAGUCUCCUGGUCGAGCCAGCGCAUCAAGUGCGCGACGCUCUCGUCGACCGAGUCGGAGUACGUGGCGGCAACCGAAGUUGGGAAGGAGGGACGCCGACUUCGCUUCCUCCUCGCAGAGUUCCGGCAGCUGGACGCUGGGAAGCCGACUGUCCUUCAGGUGGACAACAAGUCGGCCAUCACAGUCGCCGGGGGCAUGGGGUUGACGGGCAACCUCAAGCACAUGGAGUGA